ACCAAGGGAGACAAGUGGGGACAGGAUGGCAGUGCCUUGCAUGGAGCUGAACAACAAGAUGAAGAUGCCCAUCCUGGGGCUGGGCACCUGGCAGGCUCCUCCAGGGAAGGUGGAAGAAGUGGUGAAACACGCUAUCGAUGCUGGCUACCGCCACAUCGACUGUGCCUAUUUCUACCAGAAUGAGCAUGAAAUAGGGAAUGCAAUCAAGCACAAGGUCAAGGAGGGGGCUGUGAAGCGGGAAGACCUCUUCAUUGUCACUAAGUUGUGGAACACAUUUCAUGAGAAGUCCUUGGUAAGGGAAGGGUGCAAAAGGAGCCUUACUGCACUGCAACUGGACUACAUCGACCUGUACCUAAUGCACUACCCUAUGGGAUUCAAGGCUGGUGAAGAACUCUUGCCUGAAGAUGACAAAGGUAUGAUUAUUCCCAGUGACACAGAUUUUCUGGACACAUGGGAGGCCAUGGAAGAGCUGGUGGACUGCGGCAAGGUAAAAGCCAUUGGAAUCUCAAACUUUAACCAUGAACAGAUUGAGAGAAUCUUAAACAAGCCAGGAUUGAAAUACAAACCUGUAGUUAACCAGAUCGAGUGCCAUCCAUACCUGACCCAGGAGAAGCUGAUCAAGUACUGUCACUCUAAAGGAAUCGCCGUGACUGCAUACAGCCCCCUGGGCUCUCCUAAUCGGCCAUGGGCCAAACCAGGGGAACCUAUGCUGCUGGAGGAUCCUAAGAUUAAAGAGAUUGCAGCAAGACAUCAUAAAACCCCUGCCCAGGUUCUGAUCCGGUUCAUUAUCCAAAGGAACUUGGCUGUCAUUCCCAAGUCUGACAAACAGCAGCGCAUUAAGGAGAACAUGCAGGUGUUUGACUUCGAGCUGUCUAAAAAGGAGAUGGAUGUCAUCCUCAACUUUAACAGGAACUGGAGAGCGAUUCCAGUGCUGCAGUAUGUUCCUUAUUAUCUUUAUUAUCCAUCAGGCCUGUCUGUCUCUGUAUUUUCAUACCCUGUAUCUUGAAAGCAUGAGAGGUCUCUCAUGUAAAACUCUAGAGGUCAGGUAACAAGACAUUUCCUGCAAUGGACACCAGGAGGAAGAGUUUUCAGGGCCUUCCAUUCAGUAUCUUGUUUCAUAUGCUUGUUCUCAAGCCGUUACUACUACUAAUGACAGCUACCAGCUGCAAGGCUUGCGUAUGUUGGCAGUGAAGAAUGGAGACUACAGUAGAGAAAUGCAGCUGAAGACACCUGGUCCAACACUUAAAUAACCAAGUUCUUUCUCUUCUUAGGUCUGCGAAUCACAAGGACUACCCAUUCAGUGCAGAGUAUUAACACCUGCACUUUCAGCAACAUCCACAUCCUCCACCGCAAACCCUCUGGAUUAGGGAGUUCUAAUAGCUUCUAUAUCUAUGUAAUACUUCUAUAGCUGUGUCCUGAUUUCUUCUUUUGUACUCAACAGCCAUUGGGAGUGGUCACUUGUCCUUCUUUUUCAGGAGGACACCGCUAGCUGGUGAAAGAACGCAUCGAUGGGAAUGGGUCUUUUGUUGAGAGGUUUAGCAGAAAUCUGGUUUUACUUCUUUUUUUUAACUCAACGUCUCAUUUCUGUUUUUCCUUCUCCUGCUUAACUGAAAACAUGUUUAGCAAAUGAAGAAAACCCUCGUAAGUAACCAGAGUUUUUAUGUUGUUUUCAGUGCAGUAAGCCUUACUGGCUCAUGAGUGGCUGUUGAGGAAUGCGGUGCUUAUUUACUUUGCUUUUCAUAUAGUUGUGAUUUUUACAGUAUGAAUAAUUAAUGCUUUAAAGUUUUAUAUGAAUAAAGAUUGAGUAAAAGCAAACAAAAAAAGAGAAGUCUGAAUAACUUCAUCAGUCUGACACUUAGAUUUUUUUUCAUGUGGUCAAUUAUAAAAACACACCUGAAGUCUGGUUUUCAAAUUUUA
This is a messenger RNA of Centrocercus urophasianus (Greater sage-grouse), 1917 nucleotides long. RefSeq names its product aldo-keto reductase family 1 member B10-like. Bases 26 to 1006 code for a protein of 326 amino acids. The record is from RefSeq and is a predicted model, not a curated record. Gene Ontology annotation, cellular component: cytosol. Lineage: Eukaryota; Metazoa; Chordata; Aves; Galliformes; Phasianidae. The transcript has 9 exons. Gene Ontology annotation, molecular function: aldose reductase (NADPH) activity.